Messenger RNA from Heteronotia binoei (common prickly gecko), 588 nucleotides. Its product is annotated as cytochrome c oxidase subunit 6C. The transcript has 4 exons. Lineage: Eukaryota; Metazoa; Chordata; Lepidosauria; Squamata; Gekkonidae. Gene Ontology annotation, biological process: mitochondrial electron transport, cytochrome c to oxygen. Bases 217 to 456 code for a protein of 79 amino acids. The record is from RefSeq and is a predicted model, not a curated record.
AAGCGAUCUGUUGCGCUAGACGCCUAACGCUGCUCUCUGUCCUGUUUGAUCCAAGCGCCCUGCCGUAUCCGAGUGGAAGCAGUGCUAUCGAGCAUGCGCAGAGCUCAGCUGCGCCUUGAAAGGUGAAAAAGGAGGAAGGGCAGCGGCAUCUUCUCGGGAGGGUCUCGGGGUUGUUUUUGCCAACAACCUUUGCUGGGUGAGGGAAAGCUAUCAACCAUGUCAUCUGCUUUGUUGCCCAAACCGCAGAUGAGAGGCCUGUUGGCUAGCCGUCUAAGGAAACACCUUAUAGCAGUGUCUCUCAUGUCUCUUGGAAUUAUACUUGGAUUCAAGUUUGGUGUGUCUGAACCCAGGAAGCGAGCAUAUGCAGAGUUCUAUAAGAACUAUGAUGCCACAAAGGAGUUCGAGGCCAUGAGAGACGCAGGCAUAUUUCAGAGUGCACCGCCUAAAAAAAAAUAAGCCAGCAUCUCCAGAUCCUUUUCCUUAGCAACCUGAAACUGAACAUUGCUGUUUCUGUGAACUAAACUUUUGGGUCACUUCGGUACUGGUCAUGCUACGAUUUUGCUCAUUAAAUGAAAUACUUAUGUCAAA